GCCCGCGGGGAUCUGCGCGGCGGCGGAGGCGGGGACCUCUGGCCUCAGUCAAGCCUGUACCACCGCACGCCCAGAUACUUCUUUCUGAGUCAUGACGGAUGCCAAGUAUGUCCUCUGCCGAUGGGGGAAGCGACUGUGGCCUGCGAAGGUUUUGGCCAGAACCGAGACUUCAGCAAAAAACAAGAGAAAGAAGGAAUUCUUCCUAGAUGUUCAGAUACUCUCGCUGAAGGAAAAGUUAAGUGUGCUUGUUUUUGUUUGUUUCCCAAUACUGUCUUUCCCCUUCUGUCUGAGGUCUCUGAUACUCUUCUCACAGAAGAAAGAAGCCUGCUUCUGCUGGGCUUAGGAGUUCUCUGCUUCCGUGUCUCCACGCUGAGAAUCUUAUGGGGAGGACAAUAGAUUUUAUUUGGCACACAUUUCAGGUUGGAGGUCUUAGUCUAUGAGGUGCAAGGGAGCUGCAGGAAGCGGGGAUAGAUAGGAAUUAUUCCCAGGGAUCUAUCCUGGGGUCUCCGCUCCCACCAAGGACUUGGUUCUGAUCCACUUGUGCCAGACCCACUGUUCCACGAAGAAAAAAGAUUUUUUUCGUACUGGAAAGGCAGAUGGGCGGCAGGACUCUGUUAACAGUCUUGCACCUGGUGACCCUUAAUGGGUCACCAGCAAGGACGAUGUGGGUGUAGGCCUGUGGUGCCGUCCUUCCUUCUGAAGAGUCCACCAGCCGCUUGUCUCCUGGGUCCCUCCUGGCCCGCUCCUUCCUGCCACUGUCUUCAGAGCCCUCCACCAGGAGAGUCCCCAGCUUCCCGCUCUCCCUGCGGCAGGGAAGGUAAUUGAAUACUUGAGUUUAAAAGGAAAGCAAGUCCUUUAAACUAAAACGCGCCUGCUGGGCUGUAAACAGCUCUUGGUGACAUUAGCGGCUACUCGGAAAACCUAACAAAGGAGUUAUUUGUGCAGUUGAAAGUCGGAUUUGCCUCAUGAAAGUCCCAAUUUGAAUUUAUUUUUACUCUUAACUCCAGCCGACCUUUUCUUUCUUAAAAGAGGGGCAAAAAUGGAAAAGAGACGGGGCAUACCCACCCUGGUAGGCUGUCCCUGUUCCCUUGGCAGCGUCUGUCCCUGUCCUUCCUUCAUGGUGACUUUGGGUAUGAGUGGAAGGUUGAGAGGGACAUCUGGACAGUUGGGUUGCAGGCUGCGGUGCUGACCGCUCAUUGUUGUCGUAGGAUCCAGGUUAAGAGCUCAGCCGUGGAGGCCCUGCAGAAGUCGCACAUUGAGAACAUUGCUGCCUUCCUGGCCUCUCAGAAUGAAGUCCCGGCUACUCCCCUGGAGGAGCUGACUUACCGACGCUCCCUGCGAGUGGCCCUGGAUGUCUUGAAUGAGAGGACCAGUUUGAGUCCUGAAAGUCAUCCUAUAGAAGAUGGGACUACACUGUCUCAGAAGGAGGAAACAGAUGCAGAUGUGGCCUCGCAGGUCUCCAGUGCUCCUUCUCCAUCUCUCCUCGGUGAAGAUGGUCAAGCUGUGGUAACCCAGUGCGCAUCCAAGAGGCGGUCGGAGUGCAGUCCAAAAAGCCUGUUGCCGUCGUCUGCAUUUGAAGAUCAUCUCAGGUGCCAAGUGUGCCCCAAGACAGGCCUCUCAGAGAGUGGAGUUGGAGACGGGUCUCAGGGUGAUUCUGGGUUACAGCUGGACCAUGGGCAGGAGAGCACAACCAAAAAGAGGCAGAGGAAUUUGGGAGAGAAACCUACCCGGCGCCGAAGAUCAGAGGCUGGCCUUUCCAAGGGAGAAAGUGUCUUAAAAAGCCAGGGACAGGCAACCAGCUGUGUGGCCCUGGCUUCACCUAGGCUGCCCUCCCAAACCAGGGACGAGGAGUCCUGUGCCGGGGUCAAAGGCUGUGACUGGGUCAAGUCAUCAGGCAACAUCAGGCCACUCACGGCCUCUGAGAGAAGCAGAGGAUGCCCCACAAAGAGACCACGCUUUGAUGGCGGCCAGAACCCACCCACCAGGCAGCAGGGGACUAGAACUGUGGGGGCAGCGCCCUGCCCCAGGAGCUGUUCUGGGGAGGCCACGAUGUUGUGCAGUGCUGGAGAGCGUGACAAACCAGAGGAAGAUCCUGUGUCCUCAGAAGAAUCCACAGGGUUCAAGUCCACACACUCCCUGCUGGAGGAGGAGGAGGAGGAAGAAGAGGAACCACCUCGGAUCCUUCUGUAUCACGAACCACGAUCAUUUGAAGUAGGAAUGCUGGUCUGGCUUAAAUACCAAAAAUACCCAUUCUGGCCAGCUGUGGUCAAGAGUGUCCGGCGAAGAGACAAGAAGGCCAGUGUGCUCUUCAUUGAGGGCAACAUGAACCCCAAGGGCCGAGGAAUCACCGUGUCGCUGCGACGGCUCAAGCACUUUGACUGCAAGGAAAAGCACGCACUGCUGGACAGAGCCAAGGAGGACUUUGCCCAGGCCAUUGGCUGGUGUGUUUCACUUAUCACUGACUACCGUGUGCGGCUGGGCUGCGGCUCCUUUGCUGGGUCUUUCUUGGAAUACUACGCUGCUGAUAUCAGCUACCCUGUGCGCAAGUCUAUCCAACAGGACGUCCUGGGGACCAGGUUUCCUCAGCUGGGCAAGGGGGACCCUGAGGAGCCUGUAGGGGACAGCCAGCUGGGACAGUGGCGGCCAUGCAGGAAGGUGCUGCCUGACCGCUCCAGGGCUGCACGGGAUAGAGCCAACCAGAAGCUGGUGGAGUACAUCGUGAAGGCCAAGGGUGCAGAGAGCCACCUGCGGGCUAUCUUGCACAGCCGCAAGCCCUCACGCUGGCUGAAGACGUUCCUGAGCUCCAGUCAGUGCGUAACUUGCAUGGAGACAUACCUGGAGGACGAGGCACAGCUGGAUGAGGUGGUGGAGUACCUGCAGGGCGUCUGCCGAGACAUGGACGGACAGGUGCCCGAGCGCGGCAGUGGAGACCGCAUUCGCUUCAUCCUGGAUGUGCUGCUGCCCGAGGCAAUCAUCUGUGCCAUUUCUGCGGUGGAGGCGGUGGAUUACAAGACAGCCGAGCAGAAGUACAUCCGUGGCCCCACACUUAGCUACCGGGAAAAGGAAAUCUUUGACAAUGAACUUCUGGAGGAGAGGAACCGUCGCCGUCGCUGAUGCCGCAGUCUGCACCUGGCUGGCCAGCACUGGGUGUGACCUGCCAGAAGCCUCCACCAGAAUGUGCUAGAAGCAAGAGGCCUAGGAGUGUGAGGACUUUGACCUGUGCAUGGGUUCUACGUCUUCAGCCUAAGUCUGGGAGAUCAGAUGCCAUCAGAUGCCUGCUGCCAUCUCUGAACAGCUGCUUUCUGGAAGUUUCUGUGUGUAUGUGUGUGUAUACAUGUGUAUGUCUGGUUUUUUUUAUUUUAAUUAUUAUUUUGUUUAUAAACGCGUUUGAAUGCAUAUGUGUCAUAGUCAUUGCACAGUGUGGCUGGCAUGUGCGCUCUAUGUCCCAUGUUGCUUGGUGUGCCUGCCCUACAGACAUUUCUGGAAAGACUGACCUGAACACGUGACUCCCAGAGCAUUGACAUGUUGCCCUGGCA
Molecule: messenger RNA, 3536 nt
Organism: Mus caroli (Ryukyu mouse)
Lineage: Eukaryota; Metazoa; Chordata; Mammalia; Rodentia; Muridae
Source: RefSeq, a predicted model, not a curated record